AUGGAGGCAGGAAGAACUUAUUUUGAGACACUGCUCAAGGUGAAGCAGACUUUAGGCAAUAUGGAAUGGUUAGAUUACAUCCCUAAAUGUGUAUCACAGGAACAGAAUGAUGGUUUGUGUUGCCCCCCAGACAAUGAGGAGAUUAAGAAAACCCUGUUUGGUAUGAAGAUAGAUAAUGCCCCUAGACCUGAUGAUAUGGGCGUUAAUUCUUUCAUAGCCUAUUGGGACAUAGUCAGAAAGGACUUGUGUGAGGCGAUUAAGGAAUUUUUGUGUAAAUCUAUCCCACCACUCACGUGGAAGUCCACAUUCAUAGCACUUAUCCCUAAAACCUUGGCCCUAAAAUCCUUUGCAGAUUUUAGACCAAUUAGCCUAUGUAAUGUCUACUAUAAGGUAAUUUCGAGGUUGGUUAGUAGACGACUGAAACAUAUUUUACCAUUGAUUAUCUCUCAAGAAUAG
This is a messenger RNA of Spirodela intermedia, 456 nucleotides long. Lineage: Eukaryota; Viridiplantae; Streptophyta; Magnoliopsida; Alismatales; Araceae. The record is from the annotation of a GenBank genome assembly.